Messenger RNA from Daphnia pulicaria, 3025 nucleotides. Its product is annotated as maltase-glucoamylase, intestinal-like. Lineage: Eukaryota; Metazoa; Arthropoda; Branchiopoda; Diplostraca; Daphniidae. Bases 156 to 2954 code for a protein of 932 amino acids. The record is from RefSeq and is a predicted model, not a curated record. Gene Ontology annotation, biological process: carbohydrate metabolic process. Gene Ontology annotation, molecular function: carbohydrate binding; alpha-1,4-glucosidase activity. The transcript is spliced from 18 exons.
AAAAAAGUUGCUUCGUUCUAGCUGAUGACGAAUAGGCAUCAGUGUCGUGUCGUAUCUCGGUGCCGAUUGUUUUGACUCGUCAAGAGUGGAAGAGUCAUCAACUAUUCCCUCCAGUUUUGUCUUAUUGAAGAACAGAGAGGGAUUCAAAUAAGCUAAUGGCGCCUUCAGCAGCGACAAAGAAGAAACGACUCAUCUUCAUUGGGAUUGGCGUCACAUUGAUGCUAGUUGUCAUCAUCGUCCCUAUUUCAAUCGAACUUUCGCAGGAAAAGAAUCAGGUCCCAUCCACACUCGACAAUCGUAUAGAAUGCUUUCCCUUCAAAAACAUGGGUUCAGAAAACUGCACAAAAGCCGGUUGCCUUUGGGAGACUGUUAGCGGACAGCCUUCCUGUUUCUUGCCCGACUCCAGCGUCUACGGUUACGAAAUCAACAGUGCUCAAACAAAUUUCCCCAACAACAAAGGGUUCAGUAUCAAUUUACGGCGAAUUCGAUCGGCCGACGGUACGCAGUCCUUCUCGCUAUACGGGAAUGAUAUCGAUGAAAUCACUUUCGCAGUUAAUUACCACUCGGACAACACACUUGGAAUAGCGUUUUAUCCGAAAGGCGCCAAUCCGGAACAGCUUCGGCCGCCUGUGGCAAUCACAUUUCCUAACAAAGAAAUCAGUGACCAACGCUACGAAGCAAGGCUUGUAAACACUGGCAUCGGUCAACCAUUCAACUUCCAAAUCAUCCGAAGAAGCUCCAAAGUUGUCAUUUUCGAUACUUCCAUGGGAGGCUUGACGGUAGCCAAACAGUUUCUCAUGCUCAGCACCAAACUGCCGUCCGAGUAUCUUUACGGAUUGGGUGAAAACACCCACGACACAUUCCUUCACGAUAUGAACUACAGGAUGUGGCCAAUUUUCUCUCGAGACAUUUCGCCUAUCGACGAAGAUGUCAAUCUCUACGGCGCUCACCCCUUCUACAUGGUGUGUGAAAAUGACGGGUCUUCUCACGGUGUCUUUUUCUACAACAGUCAUUCGAUUGAUGUGACGACCAUGCCGAAUCCCGGCCUCACCUUCCGCACUAUCGGUGGCAUGUUGGAAUUCUUCGUCUUCCUCGGACCCGAGCCGGAAUCCGUCGUCAAACAGUACAGUGACGUCAUCGGUAAAACAUUUAUGCCUCCUUACUUUGCACUCGGAUUCCAGCUCAGCCGCUGGGGCUACAAAAACACUAGCGAGAUCCGACAAGUCAUCGACCGUACACGAAGCGUCUACAUCCCUCACGACAUUCAAUAUGCGGACAUUGACUACAUGGAUGGGCGGAGAGAUUUCACCAUCGACCCCGACAACUUCGGUGAUCUGCCCGCACUAGUAGACGAAGUGAAACAAGACGGUCUGAGAUUUAUCAUCAUUUUGGAUCCGGCUAUCGCUAAUGAUUAUCAAACUUACGACCGGGGCGUGGCGCUAUCCGUCUACGCGGAAUGGGUCAAUGCCACUAUCAAGCCGGAUGACCAACCUACAGACAGCAAUAUCAUCAUUGGCAAUGUGUGGCCAGACAAUAAAACAGCGUUUCCAGAUUUCUUCAAAAAGUCCACCGAAACGUGGUGGACAGAGGAGAUCCGCUUGUUUUAUCAACAGCUCAAAUUUGACGCUCUUUGGAUCGAUAUGAAUGAAGUCAGCAACUUCGAUACCAAUCUGUACAGCGACAAAUUACAAUGCCCAACAAACGAAUGGGACGAUCCGCCUUACGAAACGAUGGCUGCCCAUACUGGACCAACAUACAGACUCUCAGACAAAACCAUCUGUAUGGUGACCAAAUUCGGUGACGUAAGUCAAGAGCGCCUUCACUACGAAGUCCACAAUCUGUACGGUUACUCCCAAGCUAUCGUUACGCAAAGGGCAGUGCGCCAAGUCCUAUCCGGAAAGAGAUCCAUGGUUCUCUCUCGCUCCACAUUCGCCGGAAGUGGCCAAUACACUGGACACUGGCUGGGCGACAAUUUCUCAACGUGGAAAAACAUGGCAGAUUCCAUUAUCGGCAUGAUGGAAUUCAACAUGUUUGGCAUGCCCUAUAUCGGGGCUGAUAUUUGCGGAUUUAUUUUUGACACGACCGAGGAGAUGUGCGAAAGAUGGAUGGAAAUCGGCGCCUUCUAUCCUUUCUCACGAAACCAUAAUAAUAUCGACGCCAUCGAUCAAGAUCCAGGCAUCUGGCCGACAACGGUAGCCGCAUCUGGCCGUAAAGCGCUCAACAUUCGCUAUCGCCUCCUUCCUUACCUCUACACUCUUUUCUAUGAGAGCCACACUACAGGAUCUACAGUUAUCCGUCCCCUCUAUCACGAGUUCUCUCAGGAUAGAAAGGCUCGCUCAAUCGACAAGCAGUUCAUGUGGGGACCGGCUCUUCUGAUUUCCCCUGUACUGGAAGAAGGAAAACUCUCUGUCGAUGUUUACAUUCCAGACGACGUCUGGUACGAUUACUACACUGGUGCCCGAGUAACAGUUCUCGGUAGUACUACACUCUCUGCUCCGAGGGAUCACAUCAACUUGCAUUUGAGAGGCGGCUACAUCCUGCCCGCUCAAAAACCCGCCCUCAAUACCAUGCUCAGUCGGCAGAACAACUUUGAACUUUUGGUACCGCUGAAUGACCAGAACUCGGCCAGCGGUAAAAUGUUUUGGGAUGAUGGAGAGAGCGCCAACACAAUCGAGGACGGACUCUAUCAAAUCAAUACCUUCGAACUGAGCAACAAUCUUUUGACAAUGAAAGUAGAGAUGGUCGCCGAAUCCACUUGGACAGGCAUUAGCCAAAUGCUGGACACGAUAGAAAUUAUGGGAUGGCCCAACUCACCAACGAAAGUUUCAGUGAAAAACUCAACUGACAUUUGGACUCUAAAUGCAGACGAAUACUUUUAUAUCGUGGAAACCAAGAGACUGACAAUUUCGCAUGAAUUUGACAUGAACAAAGACUAUACAGUCCAAUUUGAAUAGAUGGUGCAAACAUUCAUGAUAUAUGCCCAGCUAUAAUGCUUAUCGUUCAAUAAAUCAAACAGGCAUUAUAA